AUGGGCCUCCUGGCGGCCCUAGCGGCAUUUCUUCUCCUAUGGUACACGAUCAUCUUGCUAGUGGCCGUUGCAGGCUUUGUUUGCAUUGCUUUUGUGUUCAGACGUCCACUGCCGCCUACCCAUGAUCUCCGGAAGCUAGAACCGGUAACCAUCAUUAGACCGAUCAAGGGCAUUGAUCCCGAGCUCUCGCUGUGCCUAGAGUCGUCGUUUCUCCAGAAUUACCCCAGCGAAAAGCUACAGAUCAUUUUUUGCAUAGACGACGUGUCUGAUCCUGCGAUGCCUAUCUUGCAAGAGCUCAUAGCAAAGUACCCCCAUAUAGACGCUAGCAUCCUUGUGUCUCAGCCUGGAUCAGACUACUACGGGCCCAAUCCGAAAGUAAACAACUUGGCCAAGGGCUUCAGGCUGGCUAAACACGAUAUUGUGUGGAUCUUGGACUCAAACGUAUGGGCGCUGCCGAAUAUUGUUGCAAACUCCGUUGCAGCCAUGAUGAACAACACCAAUUGCGGCAAUAGGAUCAACCACAGAGGACGCAAGGUUCGCCUAGUGCACCAUGUGCCCUUAGCAGUGUCGCUAGACAUGUCUGUAGCAGGAUCUUCCCUUGACGAGAUGUUCUUGUUCACGUCCCACUCCAAAUUCUACGUGAGUCUAAAUAACUUGUCCAUUGCCCCAUGUGUCAACGGCAAGUCCAACAUGUAUAGAAAAUCUGACUUGGACCAUGCGGUGGCUCUGAUCCCUUCCAAACCCUCGGAGUUUUUCCAUGAGCAGUCAGUCAUCAAUGACGCGGCCAACGUGGCGGCUAAGGGCCCAGGGAACUCCAUCAGUUUCUUUGCUAAAUAUAUUGGUGAGGAUAACAUGAUUGGCAUUGCCUUGUGGGAAUAUUGCUUUGGUCGCACAGCACUCACGGGGGAUGUUGUCUUGCAGCCGCUCAUCUCCCUGACAGACUCCAUCAAGGCAUACUUCAAUCGGAGAGUCAGGUGGCUACGCGUUCGUAAAUAUAUGGUGCUAGCUGCUACGCUUAUAGAGCCUACUACUGAGCUGAUUGUAUGUGGAUGUAUGGGCACAUUUGGUCUUUCUGUCCUACUAUGGGACCGCUUCUUCAGUUGGAAGUUCUUCUUAUUCCAUAUGGUCUGCUGGCUUAUAUGUGACUACACGCAAUACAACAUCUGGCAACACCAUUUGGACCUGGUUGUGAGUCCCCCUUACUGGUUUUCAAACAUGGAUAGCAAGAGAAGAACUUUCACGCAGUGGUGCCAGUUGUGGAUGAUGAGAGAAGCCUUCGCCCUUCCUAUUUGGAUCACCGCUAUGAUUGGCCACGAGGUGAAUUGGCGUGGGCGGCCUUUCAGAAUCAAGCAAGACUUAUCUGCGGAAGAGCUUUAG
This is a messenger RNA of Candidozyma auris, 1377 nucleotides long. It is a transcript of the gene HSX11, whose product is annotated as Hsx11p. Gene Ontology annotation, cellular component: membrane. The transcript has a single exon. Lineage: Eukaryota; Fungi; Ascomycota; Pichiomycetes; Serinales; Metschnikowiaceae. The coding region runs from base 1 to 1377 and encodes 458 amino acids. The record is from RefSeq and is a predicted model, not a curated record. Gene Ontology annotation, biological process: glucosylceramide biosynthetic process. Gene Ontology annotation, molecular function: ceramide glucosyltransferase activity.